AUGUCGGCCGGCAAAGGUCCCUUCACACGUGCCUCUGCUGCGGGAGAUCUGGGUGAGGUCGGAAGGCUGAUCAAUGAUUUAGCGUUCCCCCUGGAUGACCUUGCGACCAUAGAUCUAUGGACGGCCUUCGACACGGCAGUUCAGAAUGACGAGGUGCUGAUCGUGGACAGUCUCCUCACUCUCGUUAAGCCUACUCAGCAUAACCUCGUCACGGCGGUUGAAAAUAGCAGUCGCUAUAUGAUCGAGAUCUUGUUACAGCAUGGCUGCGAUCUUAAUCAGCAACUACGCUCAGACUGUCCGGGACCCCUAUGUCUUGCGUUAUCUGAUCCGGAACUCGUUCAGUGGCUCGUCGAGCAUGGGGCAGACCCUAACGCCACCUGCUACUUCGAUAUCACGGCUCUCUCCGUGGCAGCCGCGUCAGCCUCGAAAGAAGUCAUUGAGCUCCUAUUCAAGCUCGGCGCUUCCGCCGACCGUGGACAACCUCUACACUAUGCGGUGAUAAAUGGCCGCUCGGAUGACAUCGUUACUUUAUUCCUGAACAAGGGAACUCCGAUCAAUGCCCGGAUGUUUGAAAGCCACCCGCGUUCCUUCGCUCAGCGCGAAUGUCUUGGACUAGCAACGCCCAUACAUGAAGCCGUAAAGGCAAAGAAUGUGCGACUCGUCCAGCUACUGCUCAAGUAUGGCGCGAAUAUGAAUAUCCCAGAUACCUUAGGGCAACUUCCGCAACUCGAGAAUUUGGGUCAUGAGAUUAAUAAUUCUGCCAACGAGCGAAUAUUGUCACCUUUAUGA
Molecule: messenger RNA, 789 nt
Organism: Fonsecaea monophora
Lineage: Eukaryota; Fungi; Ascomycota; Eurotiomycetes; Chaetothyriales; Herpotrichiellaceae
Exons: 2
Coding region: 1-789 (262 amino acids)
Cellular component (GO): nucleus; cytoplasm
Molecular function (GO): protein binding
Source: RefSeq, a predicted model, not a curated record